AUAACAAAAGUUUGCCCGCAAGUUUAACAUAUCAAGAUGAUGCCUCCGAACGUAUCACUUAUAAAGUAUGACAGUCCAAUACUUAUCACCAAAAAUUUGGAGAAAAAAUCACCAGGGGCUGCCACAUUAAAAGGCACUCAACAAAUCGCGGAUACUUCCGGUAUACCAUGUCCACCACCCAAAGCCAAAUCAUGUAUGGGUGAAACAAAAACAAACCAACAAACGGAAGAGAUUCUAAAUUCCAUCUUACCUCCCAGAGAAUGGAGUGAAAAUGGUCAGCUCUGGAUUCAGCAUGUUUCAAGCACACCAGCCACUCGACUCGAUGUUGUCAAUCUUCAGGAAGAACUUGAUAGGAGACUACAACAACGUCAGGCAAGAGAAACCGGUAUAUGCCCAGUUCGCAGAGAACUGUACAAUCAGGUUUUCGAUGAACUUAUACGGCAAGUAACCAUUAAUUGUGCAGAGCGUGGGUUGCUGCUUUUGCGCGUACGCGAUGAAAUUCGGAUGACCAUAGCAGCGUACCAAACCUUGUAUGAAUCAAGUGUAGCAUUCGGGAUGAGGAAAGCUCUGCAAUCUGAACAAGGGAAGGCAGAUAUGGAACGAACGAUAGCUGAUUUGGAACAAGAGAAAAAAGAUCUAGAAAGACAAGUUUACGAACUAAAAACAAAGUGCGAACAAAUCGAAAAGCGAGCAGCAGAACAAAGGCAGUUAGAAGAAAAGAAACAUCAGGAUGAAAUACAGUUCUUAAAAAGGAAUAAUCAACAGCUAAAGGCUCAACUGGAUGGAAUUAUGAACCCAAAGAAAUAAUGAACUUAUGUUGCCAGUUCAUCGACAUCCAAGUAUUCAGCUACAUUCAAUAUUUGCACUUAUUUUUAUCCUAAUUUGUUUCAUCACCACUGAAACAUGAUUCUUGACUUGACAGAUAUGUAUCAUAUUUCAAAAUGUUAAAAAAGCCUUCUUAAUACUUAUAAUGAAACUGAGAACAUUAGUAUUUUCCUGAAAAGAGGAAAGUUAUUUUCGAA
This is a messenger RNA of Heterobilharzia americana, 1022 nucleotides long. NCBI's taxonomy places the organism in Eukaryota, Metazoa, Platyhelminthes, Trematoda, Strigeidida, Schistosomatidae. The record is from the annotation of a GenBank genome assembly.